Pimephales promelas (fathead minnow) is the source of this 1528-nucleotide messenger RNA. RefSeq names its product tRNA-yW synthesizing protein 3 homolog (S. cerevisiae) (gene tyw3). NCBI's taxonomy places the organism in Eukaryota, Metazoa, Chordata, Actinopteri, Cypriniformes, Leuciscidae. The record is from RefSeq and is a predicted model, not a curated record.
CCGACGUGCACUCAAAACACAAACAUGACACAUGCGGAUCUACAACAAAACUAGAUUAAUAAUUUAAAAUCUGAUUGCAUUGCUUUAUUAUAUUAUUCCAAAGGUCGGUAGAAGAUACAACAAAUACGUCAAUAGUCUUGAAACAUGGAGGGCGAAACAUUUCAGCAAUGGAAGAAUCAGUGUCUUAAUAAGUGUGAUUUCAGUAAGAAGGGCAGUGUGGAUGAGGACAUUUCUCAUAUCGUCUCCUUUAUUAACAGUCAUGAUCGGUACUUCACGACAAGCUCUUGCUCCGGAAGAAUCAUACUUUUUGACGGGGUGUCAGAUUGCCCUGAUGUGCAAAAGCGAAACUGUUCCUGGUUAUUUGUCACUCAUCAAAAGUGCCAAAUAGAAGACGUGGUCACAGGUCUGGAGAAGUCUGUUGGAGAUGCCACUUUCAAGUUUGAGCCUUUUGUCCUUCACGUUCAGUGUAAACAGCUUGGCGAUGCACAACUACUGCACACUGUUGCAAUAAACUCUGGCCUGAGGAAUUCUGGUAUAACUGUGGGAAAGAAAGGCAAGAUCAUCAUGGCGGUACGCAGCACACAUUGUCUUGAGGUUCCUCUCAGCCACAAGGGGAACGUCCUCACCACUGACCAGUACCUUGAUUUCCUCGUCGGAGUUGCGAACCAGAAGAUGGAAGAAAAUCUUAAAAGAAUAGAGAGAUUCUAUGAGUGCUUACAAGGUGCCCUACAACCUCAAGAACAGAGAUGUAGUUUAAAGGAGGAGGCAGACAAGAAACCCAUCUAUAGACGGAGGAGGAAAAGGAUGCAGGACGAUUCUGUGACGGACUGUUGCCAAAGCGUCAAAAAACAUGAUGAAAUCAGCGAAGAGGAAAUGGACUGUGAUCUACUGUUUUCAUCAUCUUGAACAGUGCACAUUUAUUCCAUAAACACCUCUUUAGUUUGAAGUACCAGCUCAUUAGACAUACCUCACAUUAAUGUUUUAUGUGAACAUUAGACGUAAACAAUUGUUCUUUUUAAUGACAAAUAUAAAUGAAACAGUCUCAUAGGCUACCCACUUCAUUUAGGAACCUUUUUGAUAAGGGGCGUCUGCUUCCUGAUUAACAUUUGCCUCAUUAUUUUGCAGGAGCUUAGCGAAUCUGUUUUAGUUUAACAUGGCGUUACUUCAAAGCUUUUGUGCGCGUAAACCUUAACUCUUUUGCUCGUGCAGAAGGAAGAUGUUGUCGCUUACAGCAAUGUAUAAAUCGAGCGUGUUAUUCAUCUCCAACGAGCAAUCUGUCAGACGCCGUGGUGAAAACGGCGUGUGGUUUGGAGCACAUUUCCUCUGGAUUAGAAGGCAUUACUGACGGGGUCAGGUUCUGCAACGCCUCAUUUGGGAGACUUGGCUCAUUAACAGUCCGCCAUGUGCAUCUACUUCAUUCUGCUUUUGAUUUUUCAUUGUCAUUAAAGACUUUCAUGGUUUUAAUGAAGACAAGAAUGUUGAAAUAAUUCACUUGUAUUUAUCAAUAAAGCAUUUUCUAGAUACAAUA